AUGCUGGAGGGGAGCGGCGGGUCCCGAGCAGCGCUGUCAGGGGAGAGACGGGAGGUCAAGGCCGGCACGGAGACCCGGCUCCGGGUGCGUGUGUGCCGCAGGGCCCCGCGCCGCAGGCGGCCUCCCUCAGUGCACCCGGGUCCCCCCACCCAGGAACGGCCCGCCCCGGGGCGCUGCGCCCGGUGGGUCACAGCCGGGCCCACAGCCAGGGCCUCGCUCCCAGGGCCGCCCCCAGCUCCCGGGAUACCGGCUUACACCGGCUCCGAGAAGGCGCGGCCGCGGGCCCCGCGGGGCAACCCCCGGCCAGGGGCAGCUCGUCUGCUGCCCAGCACCGAGGGCAGCUCCCGGGGCCGGCCCCAGCCUCCGCCGGGGCUGGGAGCACCCCUCGGCCAAAGCGGAACCAGCGGUUCCCGGGCCGGGCAGCGCGGUUCCCCCCCGGUCCGCUCCGUCCCCUCAGAGCGAGAGGCGGGGCUCGGUGCUUCCGCGCUCCCCUCACGGCGCGGCGCCGCCGGCCGGGGGCAGGCCGAGGGCGGGCACCGGGCUCGCAGCGGCAGCAGGGGGGGAGCCCCGCGGCUCCGCCCCGCGCCCCGGGCACCCCCGGACCCUGCCGGUGCCCCCGCGGCCGCCUCACGCCGCCCCCCCCCCGGCCCUACCUGCGAGGCGGCCCCGCGCUGCCAGGCGCCGUCAUGCCCCGCGCGCCCGGCCUCCUCGCGGCACCCCGGCGCCCUCCCAUUGGCGGUCCGCCGCCAAGCCCCGCCCCCUCCGCUCACCCGCAUUGGGGGCUGCCACCCGCGCCGUGCUCAGCCCUGCCCCCUCGACCACGCAGCCUCGCCCCGCCCACUGGCGGGAGGGGGCGGGGCUUAG
This is a messenger RNA of Neopsephotus bourkii (Bourke's parrot), 864 nucleotides long. Its product is annotated as basic proline-rich protein-like. The transcript has a single exon. NCBI's taxonomy places the organism in Eukaryota, Metazoa, Chordata, Aves, Psittaciformes, Psittacidae. The record is from RefSeq and is a predicted model, not a curated record. Bases 1 to 864 code for a protein of 287 amino acids.